GUACUAAAUGUCUGGAUUGUGUAAAAAAUGUAUUAAUGUUUAAAGACACGUGAAAACCAUGAACACAUGGAAGUCGACAAAACGCUCCUUCAGCAAUUUUGUGUUCGAUUAAAAAAGGAAUUGUUCUGUUAUGCGCACCGGAAACGAAAUUCUCGUGCAUAUUACUGGAGACGAAGGCGCCAUCCGUGAUGAAAGCACAUACAAGAAUGCGGUUUAUUUUUCCAGAGAUAGGGAUUUUGAUUUGGUUUUGUAUAGCUGUGUUGCAGUCAAAUGGAGUAGUUGAAGCAGCAUGUCCUGAUCUUACUGCCCCAGAAAAUGGCAGUGUUAAUGUGGCCGGAGUUAAUGAAAAUGAUACUGCGUCUUACACAUGUUCGGAUGGAUUUUCUCUCAAUGGAACAAAUUUUAGAACAUGUCAGGCUGAUAAUUCCUGGUCAGAUUCGGCACCUAACUGUGUUAUCAAAGAUUGUGGUACACCAACAGACCCAGAAGGUGGAACAGCUGUCUACACCACCACAACAUACAGCUCUGUCCUGACAUACUCGUGCAACACAGGUUACACAAUCACAGCCGGAUCUUCAACAGCAAAUUGUACUGGAGAUGUCUGGAGUGAUAGUCCUCCUACAUGUACUAUUGAUGAUUGUCAGGGUUUAAAUAAUAUAACAGACGGAACUGUAUCUGCACCUGUAACCACGUUUGGUGCUACGGCAACAUACACAUGUAGCACUGGAUACUAUAUAUCGUCUGGCGACGAGACUCGCACCUGUCAAGCUGGCGGCUCAUGGAAUGGCACCGAACCUGUUUGUACAAUUCAUGAUUGUAAGUCAUUAAGUGCACCAUCUGAUGGUAGUGUUGAUGUAGGUACGACAACAUACAACUCUAAAGCAACAUUUUCCUGCAAUGACGGCUAUGAGAUAAACGGUAAAGCAACAAUAACAUGCCAGGCAAACGGAAAAUGGGAGACUUCACCAACCUGUGAUAUCAAAGAUUGUGGAAACUUGACUGCACCUGUUGGCGGUAAAGUGACAUAUCAAUCUAGUGUAUACAACUCUGUUGCAACCUUCAGUUGUGAUACAGGCUAUAAUCUGACAGGAGCGAUCAAUACAACUUGUACAAAUACUAGCACAUGGAGUGAUAGUGCUCCUAGUUGUACCAUAGUGGAUUGUGGAGUAUUGAAGAAACCAGAUAAUGGUAAUGUAAACUUUGACCCAGGGACAACAUAUGGAAAGAUAGCAUCUUAUACUUGUAUUACAAGUCAUGACCUGAAGGGUAGCAAUAUUAGAAAAUGUGAAGCUGACGGCCAGUGGAGCUCAUCACCACCCACAUGCGAGAUAUAUGAUUGUGGGACUCCUACAUCUCCUACAAAUGGCAAUGUAUCUUCAACAUUGACAACUUAUGGUAAAGAAGCCACGUAUUCAUGUAACACUGGUUAUGUUAUCAAUGGAACUGCGACAACAACAUGUGGUAAAGGCACAUGGUCAGGGUCUCUGCCGACUUGUGAAGACAUUGAUGAAUGUACAGCAGGGACAGGUAAUUGUGAUAUCAAUGCAGCAUGUACGAACACUGUUGGAAGUUUUACCUGUGCUUGUAAUACAGGAUAUAAUGGUGAUGGUACAUCAUGUACAGAUAUAAAUGAAUGUACAGCAGGGACAGGUAAUUGUGAUGCCAAUGCAGCAUGUACAAACACUGCUGGAAGUUUUACCUGUGCUUGUAAUACAGGGUACAAUGGUGAUGGUACAUCAUGUAAAGAUGUUGAUGAAUGUACAGCAGGGACAAAUAAUUGUGACUCAAAUGCAGCAUGUACAAACACUGGUGGCAGUUUUACCUGUGCUUGUAAUACAGGCUAUACUGGUGAUGGUACAUCAUGUACAGAUAAAGAUGAAUGUACAGCAGGGACAGAUAACUGUGACACAAAUGCAGCAUGUACAAACACUAUUGGAACUUUUACCUGUGCUUGUAAUACUGGCUAUAAUGGGGAUGGUACAUCAUGUACAGAUGUAGAUGAAUGUACAGCAGGGACAGGUAAUUGUGAUAUCAAUGCAGCAUGUACAAACACAGCUGGAAGUUUUACCUGUGCUUGUAAUACAGGGUAUGAUGGUGAUGGUACAACAUGUACAGAUACUGAUGAAUGUACAGCAGGGACAGAUUACUGUGCCACAAAUGCAGCAUGUACAAACACUGUUGGAACUUUCACCUGUGCCUGUAAUACAGGCUAUAAUGGGGAUGGUACAUCAUGUACAGAUAUCGAUGAAUGUACAGCAGGGACAGAUAACUGCGACACAAAUGCAGCAUGUACAAACACUGCUGGAAAUUUUACCUGUGCUUGUAAUACAGGCUAUAAUGGUGAUGGUACAACAUGUACAGAUAUAAAUGAAUGUACAGCAGGGACACAUAAUUGUGAUACCAAUGCAGCAUGUACAAACACUGUUGGCAAUUUCACCUGUGCUUGUUAUACAGGCUAUAAUGGUGAUGGUACAUCAUGUACAGAUAUUGAUGAAUGUACAGCAGGGACAGAUAACUGUGAUACCAAUGCAGCAUGUACAAACACAGCUGGAAAUUUUACCUGUGCUUGUAAUACAGGCUAUAAUGGGGAUGGUACUUCAUGUACAGAUAUAAAUGAAUGUACAGCAGGGACAGAUAACUGUGACACAAAUGCAGCAUGUACAAACACUGUUGGAAGUUUCACCUGUGCCUGUAAUACAGGCUAUAAUGGGGAUGGUACAUCAUGUACAGAUAUUGAUGAAUGUACAGCAGGGACAGAUAACUGUGACACAAAUGCAGCAUGUACAAACACAGCUGGAAGUUUUACCUGUGCCUGUAAUACAGGCUAUAAAGGUGAUGGUACAACAUGUACAGAUAUCAAUGAAUGUACAGCAGGGACACAUAACUGUGAUACCAAUGCAGCAUGUACAAACACUGCUGGGAGUUUUACCUGUGUCUGUAACCAGGGUUAUUCAGGAAAUGGUACUUCUUGCCAAGAUUGUGGGAAAUUAAAUGAUCCGGCAAAUGGAUCAGUUAAUCAGACAGGAACCACAUAUAAUGAACAGACAAUAUAUGUUUGUAAUGAAGGGUACGAGAAUACAGGAGGAGAUCUGUUGCGGGUAUGUCAGGCUGAUGGUUCAUGGAAUGGUACCGAAGUUGUAUGCACUAUUGAAGACUGUGGAAAUUUGACAACACCAUCAGGAGGGUCAGUUAGUUAUAAAGAUUCUACAUAUGGAGAGAUAGCUACCUACUCGUGUAACACAGGUUACCAGCAGACAGGAGGGGAGGCUACUCGUACCUGUGUGCAAGGUGGAGUUUGGAAUGGAACGGAAAUUGUCUGUCAGAUUUACACUUGUCCAAAUGCAACUGAUCCCACAAACGGUACAGUAGUAGCAACUGGUUAUACAUAUGGGGAGAAUGCCACUUUUAGUUGUGAUUCAGGGUUUGAUUUAGAUGGGAACAGUACUUUAACCUGUGGAUUAGGCACCUGGGACAGUAAUUUUCCUACAUGUGUCAAAAAAGACUGUGGGGCAUUGUCAACAAAGCUAGCAGACGCAAAUGUUACACAAUCCGGCACUAAAUAUUUAGAUACAACAGUGUACACAUGUGAUACUGGUUUUAUGAUCGGUGUUGGGAACGUUUCUCUGAUGGUAACAUGUCAGUCAGAUGGAAACUGGAGUGACAGUGUACCAACAUGUAUCCAGACUGACUGUGGCAGUUUAUCUAAGCCAGAAAAUGGGCAAGUGAACACUCAACCAGGGACGACAUACCUGAAGUUAGCUUCCUACACUUGUAACCAAGGCUACAAUCUAAAUGGUACCAACGUAAGAGAAUGCCAAGCUAAUGGGUAUUGGGAUGGUGCAAAACCAACUUGUCAAAUCAUUGAUUGUGGCAAUCUAACAAAUCCAAAGAAUGGUUUAGUGGAUACAUCAUCAGGAACUACUUUCUUCCAAGUGGCGUCUUACUCGUGUGACACAGGGUAUGAAUUGUCCGACACCUCAAGUCGUUCAUGUCAACUGGAUGGAAAUUGGAAUGGAACAGAGCCAAGUUGCUCAAAAAAAAACUGUGGCAGUUUAUCAACAGUUAUCUCUAAUGGAAAAGCUUCUCAGUCCGGCACAUUGUACGAGGACACAACAGUGUAUACAUGUAACACUGGGCAUUAUAUAAGUCAAGGAGUUGUCACACAGACUGUUACGUGCUUGGACACGGGGAAAUGGAAUGGAACUGCAGUUAAGUGCAUACCUGUUGAUUGCAAGGACCUUACAGCUCCUAGUGGAGGACAAAUAAUGUAUAAGAAUACAUUUUAUAACACAAGGGCUUCAUACACAUGUAACCCAGGACAUGACUUGAAUGGAACAAAUGUACGAACAUGUGUUGCAGAUGGAUUCUGGGAUAACAGUGAACCUGAAUGUGUGAUUAAAGACUGUGGUGAACUGAAAGAUAUUGGCAAUGGCAGUGUUUCUGCACCAGUAACAACUUUCGGACAGGCAGCAUUGUAUACAUGUGACCUUGGUUACUACAUAGCAACAGGGUCACAAUCCCGCAAGUGUAAUGAGAGUGGACAGUGGGAAGGAACUAAACCUACUUGUGAUCUAUAUGAUUGUGGAACUCUAAAAGGUGGAAAAUUUAACAGUGUUGUAUUGUCAGGCACAACAUAUAACAGUACAGCAGUGUAUACCUGUAAUACAGGCUACUAUGUGACUGAUGGAAACCUCACUAGAACCUGUGGUGAUGGCAACUGGAGUGGGACUCCACCUACCUGUACAAUAAGAGAUUGUGGGAAACUUAGUAACCCUGAAAAUGGAACAGUAUCUGUGAUCUUGACAACAUACCUGUCAGUAGCAGACUAUAAAUGUGAGACAGGAUUUUACAACUCCAGUGGGGACUGGCAGAGAACAUGUCAGGCUGAUGGAAUGUGGAGUGGAACAGAACUACAGUGUUUAAUAUAUGAUUGUUCUGUUCCAUCUGACACUGGAAAUGGUACAGUAAGAUACACAAGUACAACAUUUGGUUCUAGUGCAACAUACAGGUGUAAUGAAGGUUUCUAUACCAAGGAUAAUGUGACAGUUACCUGUGGCAAUGGGGCAUGGGAUGGUUCUGUACCUGUGUGUUCUAUCUAUGAUUGUGGAACUCUAAAAGGCGGAAGCUUUGAUAGUGUUGUAUUGUCAGGCACCACAUAUAACAGUACAGCAGUGUAUACCUGUAAUACAGGCUACUAUGUGACUGAUGGAAACCUCACUAGAACCUGUGGUAAUGGCAACUGGAGUGGGACUUCACCUACCUGUACAAUAAGAGAUUGUGGGAAACUGAGUAACCCUGAAAAUGGAACAGUUACUGUGACCUUGACAACAUACCUGUCAGUAGCAGACUAUAAAUGUAAGACAGGAUUUUACAACUCUAGUGGAGACUGGCAGAGAACAUGCCAGGCUGAUGGAACAUGGAGUGGAACAGAACUACAGUGUUUAAUAUAUGAUUGUUCUGUUCCAUCUGACACUGGAAAUGGUACAGUUAGUUACACAAGUACAACAUUUGGUUCCAGUGCAACAUAUAGCUGUAAUGAAGGUUUUUAUACCAAGGAUACUGUGACAGUUACCUGUGGAAACGGGGUUUGGGAUGGUUCUGUACCUGUGUGUACUAUCUAUGAUUGUGGGGAUCUAUCGUCUGUUGUUGUUAAUGGAUCUGCUGUUUUCUCUGGAACAACAUACAACGAGACUGCUGUAUAUACAUGUAAUGAUGGCUUCCUUAUACAGAAGUCACGCAGCAAAAAUAUGACCUUGACUUGUGUAACAGGCGGUAAUUGGGAUGACUCUGUUCCAACUUGUGUACCUGUUGUUUUGUCUGUAGAUUGUGGAAGAUUGGAUGCACCAUUGAAUGGUGAUGUUGAUACAAGUAAAGGAACGGGAUAUCUGCAUGUGGCUGCCUACACAUGUAACAAAGGUUAUAGAUUGGAAGGCUUCAAUAUACGCACUUGCCAAGCUGAUGAUAAUUGGAGUGAUAAACCACCUGUAUGCAUGAUAUAUGAUUGUAAAUCGCCACCAGAUGUAGCCAAUGGUACGCUCUCUGUUAAUGUGACAACAUUUUCUGCAACUGUGACAUAUACAUGCAACACAGGAUUCAACCUAAGUUCAGGGAAUGAAGUAAGAACAUGUGACCAUGGUGGCUCCUGGAAUGGCACACUGCCAACAUGUACAUUAUAUGAUUGUGGUUCAUUAUCCAAUCCUGGGAAUGGCACUGUGACAUCAAAAGGACAGAAAUACGGUGAUACAGCUGUUUAUAAUUGUGAUAAAGGUUAUAAUAUAACAGCUGGUGAUGGAAAUAGAACUUGUGGUGAUGGCACAUGGGGUGGACAGGAGCCGACAUGCACAAUCAGAGAUUGCGGUCAGUUGAGAAAUCCAGAAAAUGGACAGGUGUUAACAACUAAUGGUACAACAUACAUGCAAGUUGCUACGUAUACAUGUGACACUGGUUAUUACACUAAAAGUGGAGACGAUUCACAAAAAUGUGAAGCAGAUGGGACAUGGUCUGGCGAACCUUUAGUUUGUGCUAUUCAUGACUGUGGCUAUUUAUUUGAUAUCACACAUGGUAAUGUAACAUUGACUGGUACCACUUACAAUGAAACUGCUUCAUACAAAUGUAAGACUGGUUACUUUAUAAGCUCUGGUGACCAAACAAGAACUUGUAGAGAAUUCUGGACUGGAUCUCAACCUGUCUGCACAAUAUAUAAUUGUGGUUCAGCUGGUAGCUUGGAGAAUGGUGGUGUGGUUGCUAUAGGAACACAGUAUAAUGAUAAAGCUACAUACAUAUGUAAUGAGGGCUAUCUGAUCAAUGGAACAGAAACAAACACUGUACAGAGGGUGUGUGAGGAAGGUGGAAAAUGGAGUGGUCAGCUUCCAACCUGCUUCUUAGUUGAUUGUGGUAUAUUACAAAGUCCUGCUAAUGGUAAGGUAGAUUUGAGUCAAGGUACUGGACUUAAAGACAUGGCUGCUUAUACUUGUAACAAAGGAUAUAGACUUGAAGGCAAAAAUGUGAGGGCAUGUCAACCAUCUAAUAUCUGGGAAGGUCAGGAACCAGCCUGUAUCAUUAAAGACUGUGGAACUCUUGAUAACCCAACUAAUGGAGUAGUGACUUUAUCUGGUACAACAUACCAGGAAACUGCUACAUACACUUGUAACAACGGCUACUAUAUCAGUGCUGGAAACCAAACAAGGUCGUGUAGGUCAAGUGCUGUCUGGGAUGGUGCUGAACCAGUGUGCACAAAGAGCAUUGAGACAACACCUGAUCCAAGUGUAGGAGAUGAAAUGGAUAUGGUGUGUGGACAUAGGAAUGAGGACCUAGUGUUUGGUAUAGCUGUAUCUGCCAUGACGACAGAGGACGAUUUCACACAGAUGAAGAAUCUUGUAAUAAAUGCUAUAUAUAGAUCUGACAUUGACCCGGGUGACAUGCAAAUUGGUGUUUUUGUAUACAGUAGUCAUAUAGAUCAUGUUAUACAUCUAGACGCCCACACUACCAGUGAUCAGCUUAUACAGGCGGUAAAUGCUAUACCAUACAAUGCUAGUGAUGAGUCCUCGUCACAACUGAGUGUAGGACUGGCACAGAUACCUGUCAUGUUUAACACAAGUGUGGGAGAUAGACCGGAAAAGUUGAACUAUGUGUUUUUGAUAAUGGAUGAUAGUGUGGACAUGACUGGCAGUAUUCCUGUAGCAGAUGAGAUCAGGGAGGCAGGGAUACAUCUAGAUAUUUUUGCAAUAGGAUUCUCGAAUGCCAGCCAACUAGCAGAUAUUGCAUUCAAGCCAAACGGUCAUAUAUUUCCCAUACAAACAUAUGAUAUUAUGAAGCUGUAUGUACAGUUUGUCUUGUGGAAGAACAGCAGAUGUGAUUGUGGAACAUUGACAGCACCAGUCGAUGGGGAUGUGUCCAUGACAGGAUCAUUUUAUCUAGAUACAGCAACAUUCGUCUGUGAGCAGGGUUACAAUUUGACUGGUUCCCAAACACUCACUUGCCAAUAUGGAGGUUCAUGGAAUGGUUCCCCUCCUACAUGUAUAUGGGGAGGUUCUGAGACAACACAGAGACCACACAACACAACAGAACCAGAUCAAGGAUUUUGUGGUUAUAUGAAUGGUGAUAUGAUUAUUGCUAUUGGAGUAUCUAGAACAGUAGAUGAAGAGGAAUUCAAACAAACAAAGACUUUAGUAAAAAAUAUUAUAGAUCACUCAGAUAUUGACCGAGGUAGCACAAGAAUUGGCUUGUUUGUGUUUGAUAGCUUAGUGAGGAGGGACACAUUGAUUGGCUUGAAUGACUUUGACACUAGGGCUGAUCUACUUGAUGAAGUAAAUAAAUUGCAGUACAGAAAAUCUGAAAAUAUUUUGGUGUUGUCGCCUGCUCUGCAACAAAUCAAAACUUUAUCAGCUGAUAGGUGGAAUGGAACUCUUCUUCUUACCUACGUCAUCCUUGACGACGAUGUCUCGUACACUGGUUCACAGACUCUUGCAGACCAACUGAGAGAAAUGGGGAUAAUAGUAAUCAUUCAUGGCUAUUGGAUUCACUUAAAACACUGA
This is a messenger RNA of Ruditapes philippinarum (Manila clam), 8534 nucleotides long. RefSeq names its product sushi, von Willebrand factor type A, EGF and pentraxin domain-containing protein 1-like. Lineage: Eukaryota; Metazoa; Mollusca; Bivalvia; Venerida; Veneridae. Gene Ontology annotation, molecular function: calcium ion binding. The record is from RefSeq and is a predicted model, not a curated record. The transcript is spliced from 50 exons. Bases 189 to 8534 code for a protein of 2781 amino acids.